CUUGCAUCUUACUUCCAUUUCGGGAAAGAAGUCUACAAAGGAUCCUAAUAAACUGCUGCCUGGAAGGAGCAGGUUUGAAACCAUCAAGCGAGCGCACUGACGGGAAUUUCCGUGCCUUUCUCAAGCCUACCCACGACUGCGCAAUACAUGGCGCCAACAACGGCGAAGGACGGAACGAGGUACCUGUUCGGAGGAGAAGCCCUGUGGCAAGCGUCAUCAUGGACGGCAUCCGACGACCGUGUCCGCGGCGGGAACAGCACCUCCAGUUUAGCCAUCGGCCAGAUGGGGACUUUUAACACGCCGUGCGCUUCAUUCGAGGGUUUGUUGGAUAUUACAGCUCUCGGGGGGGCUGGCUUUGCCUCGUACCGCACCGUAGAUAAUUUCCCGGAGCUAGACCUAUCCGGCUAUGAUGCCCUGGUACUGGACAUAGCCAAGUCGGAUCUCAAGAAGUUUACCCUUGUUCUCAAAGACACAGUUUUGCCCAAAAGGCCUGAUGGGCGUGAGCAGAGCACCGUCAGCUGGGAGCACGACUUUGAUUGUCCCGGUGAUGGAGGGGGUGGAAGGGUAGUGAUGAAUCUUAAUAAUUUUAAAGCCACCUACCGUGGUCGGGCGAAGCCAGAUGCCGAACCCCUGAACACCGGGGAUAUAAAGAGGAUUGCCAUAAUGAUAAGAAGCUUCUUCGGUGAACAACAAGGCCAAUUCAGCAUUACUAUUCUCUCGAUAGCAGCUAUGAAACACGAUCGCGGUCCAUCUCCAUACCUGCCGAAAACCCAGUAGGGCCACGGAAAGUUUAGCCUCGUCGUUACGCCAACGGUUGAUUUUAUCUGACUUGCCGUCAUCUGUGGGCGGCGAAGAUGUUGUCAAUGACUUUCUACACGGCAAAACGGAAGGAAUCGAGACCCCUCGGCAUUUGGAAUUGUCGGUUGAGUUUCAUCAAGGCGCAUUCUUUUUCGUUACAGAAGGUUAAGACAAGCCGAUGGGGGGGUUGAAGCGCACCCCCCCUUGCCGCCACAAUCUAAUACUUCGAAUUGGAGCGUG
Molecule: messenger RNA, 1038 nt
Organism: Phialemonium atrogriseum
Lineage: Eukaryota; Fungi; Ascomycota; Sordariomycetes; Cephalothecales; Cephalothecaceae
Product: NADH:ubiquinone oxidoreductase intermediate-associated protein 30
Exons: 3
Coding region: 148-777 (209 amino acids)
Biological process (GO): NADH dehydrogenase complex assembly
Source: RefSeq, a predicted model, not a curated record